Messenger RNA from Equus caballus (horse), 1131 nucleotides. Lineage: Eukaryota; Metazoa; Chordata; Mammalia; Perissodactyla; Equidae. The record is from RefSeq and is a predicted model, not a curated record.
AUGACCAGCUCUAGCUGGGAGCACCGGCUGGACUCCCCGUUCCCAUCGGGCCCUUCCACCAGCUCCACAGAGGCCCCAGCUGUGGCUGAGCCCACUGGGCAGGGCCCCAAGAACCCUCGUGUGUCCAGUGUGACGGUCCAGCUGGAGAUGAAGGCUCUGUGGGAGGAAUUCAACCAGUUGGGCACAGAGAUGAUUGUCACCAAGGCCGGCAGGAGAAUGUUUCCCACCUUCCAGGUGAAGAUCCUGGGCAUGGACACGCUGGCUGACUACGCCCUGCUCAUGGACUUCGUGCCUCUGGAUGACAAGAGAUACAGGUACGCCUUCCACAGCUCGGCCUGGCUGGUGGCAGGCAAAGCGGACCCGGCCACACCCGGCCGCGUGCACUUCCACCCCGACUCGCCGGCCAAGGGCGCGCAGUGGAUGCGCCAGAUCGUGUCCUUCGACAAGCUCAAGCUGACCAACAACCUGCUGGACAACAACGGCCACAUCAUUCUCAACUCCAUGCACCGCUACCAGCCCCGCUUCCACGUGGUCUUCGUGGACCCACGCAAGGACAGCGAGCGCCAUGCCCAGGAGAACUUCAAGUCCUUCAUCUUCGAGGAGACCCAGUUCAUGGCUGUGACGGCGUAUCAGAACCACCGGAUCACCCAGCUGAAAAUCGCCAGCAACCCUUUUGCCAAGGGCUUUAGGGAGAGUGACCCGGACUCCUGCUUCAGGACUCUAUCUCCACGGCCCCUGCUCGGCGUCCCAGCCCGGAGCUGCAGCAGCCUCAGCUCCUGCCCCACAGAGCAGGGAAAAGGUUUGCCCUCAGGCCCACAGACACAGCGGGACCAGAGCCUGCACGAUCCCAACAAAGCUCCAGCCUCCACCUCCAGGACCCCUGCCCGGCUCCACCAUCAGCUGCUGGCGCCCCCUGAGGCUCUGCUGACCCCGGCCACCUACCGGCCCAUUACCUAUCAGGGCCUGUACCCCGGAGCCUCAAGCUCCCUCAGGAACCCAAGGGCCAGACCAACACCGUACCCUCUUCCCAAUCUCCAGGCUAACAGGGAUCAGGGGGGGCUGGCCCUCCCAGCUGGGCUGAGGCUUCUGUCCUCCACCACCAUGUGCCUGGGGCCUGGCCAGGACCCGUAG